AUGUUCAAGCGAUCCUGGCUUCCGCCUCUGAAGGCCUUACGGUCUCAUAGCUGGGUGAGAUGGCGGAUCGAAUAAUAGAGGUGCAGCGAUUCCAGCCACCUUCCGUUGCCAAGAUCUCCUCAUCUUCAUCGUCAGUGAAUGAAAAUUUAGUGAAACAGGUUUCGUCCAUGGCGGAUGACAUGGCCUCCCUUAAAAUACAGCUCGACCGCAUAGAUUCCAGUCGCUCACACAGCCGUCGUCGUUCUCGUUCGCGACAUCGGACUGCUGAUACUUGAUGGUAUCACACUAAUUUCGGCGUAAAGGCCCGUCAUUGUUCCUCACCCUGAUCUUCUAAACCGAAACAGGGAAACCAGUCAGCCAGAGAAUAGAUGCGACCGUUUUUUCUGGCUGUUCCGGUUCUGGUCGCACCUUCUAUGUUUCCGACACUGCGACUCGCAGACGUUUUCUUGUGGACACUGGAGCCCAAAUCAGUGUUGUUCCCCCAACUGCAGCUGAUCGUCGUUUCCCUAGCCCUGGUCUUCAUCUUCAAGCUGUUAACUGUUCCCCCGUUCCCACUUUUGACAGUCGUCCCUCAACCUGAACAUUUGCUUUCGUCGGUUAUUUGCCUGGAUCUUUUUGAUUGUUGAUUUCCCACACAAUCCUCGGCUCGGACUUUCUUGCCGAGUUCGAACUCCUUGUUGACUGCCGACGUGCCCGUCUCCUCGACCGCACUACCGGUUUGUUUUUUCGUGGACUAACUCCCUUUACUGCCCUUACCAACUUAUCUGUCUUGAAUACGGAUUUUGCUAGUCCUUUUCGGCAACUGCUGCUUAGUCAUCCCAACAUAAUUAACCCACAGAUUCGCAGUGGUGAAGUUCAAAAUGAUGUUGUGCACCACAUCCGCACCUCAUGUCCUCCUGUGUAGCUCGACCGAGACGACUAUCACCGGAGCGUUCUCAGGACGCAAAGGCGGAGUUUGAACACAUGCUGCAAUUGUGAAUAUUUCGACCUUCCGAGAGCCCUUGGGCGUCUCCACUGCACGUGGUGCCCCAGGCAACAUCGGGCGACUGGCGAUCCAGUGGCGACUAUCGUGCCCUCAACAGCGCUACCAUUCCUGAUCGGUACCCCGUGCAUCAUCUUCAGAACUUUGCUGGAGCCCUUUUUGGCAAAGCGGUUUUCUCGAAGAUUGAUCUGGCGCGUGCUUUUCAUCAGAUUCCAGUCGCCCCUGCGGACAUCCCUAAAACCGCCGUCACCACACCCUUCGGUCUCUUUGAGUUCGUCCGCAUGCCGCUUGGUCUUCGUAAUGCCGCUCAAACGUUCCGAAGGUUCAUUGGCCAUGUAUUGCGUGGCCUACCCUUUGUGUACGCCUACAUUGAUGACCUCUUAAUGGCCAGCCGGAAUGAAGAAGAACACAAAGAACACCUUUCCUUGGUGUUUGACCGCCUUGACAAGUUUGGCGUUGUCAUCAACCCCUCCAAGUGCGUGUUGGGUGUGCCUUCGCUGGAGUUCCUUGGUGACAAGGUCGAGUCUAAAGGUUUGCGAUCCCUCCCAUCCUAGGUUGAAGCAAUUCGUAAUUUUCCUCCUCCAACUUCCAAUCGUCAGUUACAGCGAUUCCUCGGCAUGGUCAAUUUUUACUGUCGGUUCCUACCAAACUGUGCUGACCUCAUGCUGCCGCUCACCAACAUGUUUUCUUGUCCCAAAGGUCCCCUCGAGCUAACUGGUGAAACACUAACUGCUUUUGAGAGAAUCAAGAAUUCCCUUGCUGAUGCUACCUUACUCACACAUCCCGCUCCCGAAGCUCAGCUGUCUCUGAUGGUAGAUGCUUCGACCGUAGCCGUAAGUGCAGUCCUUCAACAACGCAUUGCUGGUUAGACUCGACCACUUGCCUUUUUCUCCAAAAAAGCUCUUACCAGCUGAGACACGAUACAGUACCUUUGGCGUGAAGUACUUGCCACUUACCUGGCUGUGAAGCAUUUCCGGCAAUUCCUUAGUACUCAGUCGUACAACCCAAAUUUAUGACUAUUGUGAAAAGAGCAACGCAUGUGGGAAAUUCGAUUUACAUUUUAUGAGGCAACCUACCAAUUGCAAAUCAUGCCAAGGUAUGUUUGACGAAAAAACUAAUGCUUGUCCCUUAAUGCUUUAAAAUGUAGGCGUGGCCAAUGUAUGUGUACGUGGUGGCGCAAACAACCCACAUUACUUAUAAAGGUAAGCUUUCGAAUAAUUCCGAAAUAUGCAAAAUAUUUCCAUUGAGUGAUUCACCGACUCGAUAAAAUUGUGGCCGAAAUUCUAAAAGGUGUCUCCAAUUAUGAAGGAUUAUUAAGGUGAGGUUGAUAUAGUAAUUGGCGCUGACCGGUAGUUCAUAAGGAACUAAUUCGUUCCGUUGUGCCUUAUGGCUUCUCUUCCGAGUCCAACCAGGAGACGCACAGCGGUGCAUGAUAUAGACAUAAUGACAUUACCGACAAAGGCAAGAAAGACUAGAAUGGCCAUUUUUGGCUUAUUAGACGUCGUCAACCAGUCAUACCCAACCCCGAAUUGUGGAAGUCUUGAGACUCCAACACACGGCCUGUUUAUUUGAAGUCCACGCCUGUAACCACUGAGACACCAGCCCGUGGCCGUGUCGGUUUAGAUCCGGAAUAUACAAUGGUAGGGGGCGGUCACCGAUCGCACGGCACCUCUUUAUAUUCCCGAUCGAAACCGACAAGGCCACGUUGCCCAGAAAUAAACAUUUCAGUCUUCUUUGCCUUUAUCGAUGUGGUAAUGUUGUUUAACCUGCCGUAUAAUUCUGUUGUCUUUCAGUCUUUUUGGCUUUUGAAUUUACGUCUUUUCGGCCUCUUGCAAAAUUCGAACUCCGCAACAAUCACCACGUCGUGUGCACGCGUUCUUACAUUCAUUUUUAACAGUUAUAUUCAAUCAAAUAUACAUUGCAGAAAACUGGCACAAUUUAAACUGUUAGUAACUUGUUCCCUAGGAAAUGAAAUUGUAACCGAAUUAUAUACCAUGCAAAAUGGGACAUUUUGGUUUAAAUAAACGUGUUGAUAUCAGCUUUUAAUCCCUUGCGACGGGUAUGCGUACAGAGUCGUACAUGUGCGUUUGCAGAUGCUCCUUAAAAAUGGGCAACAUAGUCUGCAUUCACUGCGAAAUUUAAUAAACUCUGUAUACUAUCUCCUUAAAGGCAAAGAUGAAUAUUUCAAUUUAUUUACGAGGAAGGAAUUCGCUUUUCACAUUAAAAACCGGCAAACACUAAUGCAAUAUCUAAACAGGUUCGAAAAUUAUUGGGUUGUGGAAAGAUUGUUCAAAACCUUAAUAUACACAUUCGUCGGGUAAAAUAUGUACGGCUCGAGUAAAAAGCACAUGUAUGCGAAUGACAUUAAUAACACAUAUUUGAAUGCAUAGGACCGCUGACAAUCAAUGUGAAAAUGCAUGCAUGCUGCUAAGCGGUUACUAAUUGCCGACUACGCUUUUAACAGAAAGAUGAAAAGAAAGUAAAUUCUAAAGCCGAUAUCCAAUUACGUCCCCCAUAUAAGUGUAUCGUGCCGGAAGAUAAGCAGUUUUACAGCAACGCCAAAAAAACCUUUCUAAUCUGAAUUUCAGAAAUUCAGAAUAUCAGAACUUCGGACAACAUUUCAUGAAAUCAGUCACUCACUGAAAGCCAAUCUCAUCAAAAUUAAAUGUAAAUGAAAGAUCUACUGGUUCUAUUACCAACCAAAUACUGGCUAUCCGGCACUACACUGUCAGUGCACUCUUUUUGCACGAAAAUUCAUGCAGUGGCAAAAAAGUUCGAUACAUUUUACACUGCUGAAGUGCACGGUUCCCCAUGCAUAUAAAUCCAUAUUGUGAUGUAAAAUACGCUUGUAGACGAACAAGAGACUAAAAUAAAUAAUAUGGUACAAUAGUAGAUAGAGUUUAGGAAAGAGUCGCCAUAAUAUAACCUACACGUCUCCAUGACCUUCCGACAGGUCAACGUUAGCCGCAUUUGCUGAAUCAACGUAAGCAGUACAAUAAACCAACUGCAGGUCAUGCUUCUCAAAGGCGGAUAAACUGUCUUUCUGUACGUCUGUCUUCAUUUAUGUAAAAAUAUCACAUAAGCAAAAAAUAUGCGCAUAGAAGCAAUUAAUGGCUAUGCGAUUUGCUCAGAGGCCUUGGGCACGUGUGUGUGUGCGUUUGUGUAUCUUGCAUGCCAUGAUUCAACAAGCCCUUAAGCUUGCAGCGUAGUGUGCGCUGACAGGUCUCUGCCGCUUGGCUCCCUGACGGUAGGUGCGCCUGCGUUCCCGCCGGGAAACAGGUCAUGUGCAUGGCUGCCCUGGAUUCGAUUUUCUUUCAAUUGUUGUACUUGCUAUUCGAAAGUUUCGUUAACCUGUUUGUUGUCAAUCACGGGACGUUGUGAUGCGUUCUAAUGCGGGUUCGGUCGUGCCAACACCCCCCCUCCCCCACCAACCCCACCCUCCUCCGCCUUCGGUAUAUUGAUUAAGUUUUGAAAACGCCCCUGCGAUCGGACUCUGGAAAAGGUAAUCUGACGUCAAAAUGAUCGAUUCGGCAAUGCAUAAUUUGUCACUAUUUCCGUUUACCUGCCUGCACGUGUAAAAUCUUCAUGCAUGAGACCUUUUCAGUCAUUUGAACUGGUUUUGUAUGCUUUUUCUGAUUCGUUUAUUAUAUUAGUUUUAUACAUAAAUUUUGCAUAUCAACAUCCGCUCUAGGAAUUUUUGCUGUUAGUGUUCAUCCCCUUUUUGGGCGGGUUUAAUUGCGCUUUACAAGUCAUUUCUAUUUGUCUGCGUAAACCGUAAUAUCGGCAUUCUUCAAACUUGUUGUCUUCUUGAUCUGUGUUCCGUAAUCCAGGAGAAAAAUUGCUAGGCGGACAAGUACGAUAAUUUUGUGUGGGCAUUUCCCGAUCUGGCAAUUAAACUUCUUAAACGCAGAUAAUGCUGUUUUGGGGAGAAAAAUAAAAAAAUACUGAUGGAAUCCGUUUUGCUUCAUGUAGAGCAUUCUAACGAGCUCCUUUAGAUUUCCUGCUAGUUAGAAAAAGUUUCUGACAAGAUACAUGAGACCUGCGGUGGAUAACUAUAUUUAAAAAGCACGCAUUUGCCUUGAAACCAUAUUAGUGUAUGCAAUCAUGCACUCAUGCAGUACGGUGAGCGACCAUCCUCAUAAAAUGCUAACCUAAAUUGAAAUGCGUUUUCGAUUAGAAAGAAUUACUUAGGUGAAUUUUUAAUACUGAAUAUAUUGCAGUAUUAUCCUAUAACAUAUCAGACUUGACCUAUUUUAUUUCGACUGUCAAUGUACUUAUUCUUAAUCUUCUGUAGACCUCAUACUCAGCAAAAAACGACUGCUUAAGUCGCAUACAUUUUUUCUUUAAUAUUUUAUGGUCUUAUACGUAUGUGUUUGCUGAAGUUUGAUAAAAUGUUGACAGCAUGGCACAGGUUGACUGAUACAUUUUUCAAACACAUAUAUGGCCAAAUUUGAUUUACGUAGAGAGAUAGAAUAGGUGUGCAAACUCACGAAAUGUUAACCGAAAUUCCUACCUACGUUUCUACUUCGAAAAUCAUAAGUAAACGAGGUUAAAUGCUAAUCAUUAAAUAGCACAUUUCUAAGAUAAUUCAGUUACCCUGGAAUGCCAGCUUUUGAAUGUAUUUAUUUUCUGCUGUAUGCUAAAUAGAAUGUCUGCAAAAAUGGAAACGUAAAUAGCAUGCAUUUUACGCAUCGAUUUUUGAAGCCCUUAAAUAAUCCGUUAUACUGCAUAAAGCACAUCCAUAACAUAUUCAUGUGUAUGUUCAUUUGGAAUAAUACAGUUGUCUUAAAAUAUGGUACUCAAAUACAGGACAUAAUUCGCUUUUUAAAAUUUUUUUCUACUGCCUACUUAUUUUGAACCUGAUUGUCUUUAUAAUUGCAAUCUGGCUUUUAGACUUGCAAACCAUAUAUUUUCUGCAUAUGGAAAACCAUAUAUUAUUCUACGGUUUUGAGUGGAGAAUGUAAGGAAUUUAUGAAUGUUAAUAGUGGAUUUAAGUCAUAUUCUUGACCUUACCGGCCACAGUGUUAACUGCAGAGACAUGGCGUUUCAUGAACGGCCAUUUCUCUUUAUUAAAAACUCUCACAAUAUGAUACUUCUUGAAGCCAAAUGAUACUAACCGUUUCAGCAUACAUGUGGAAGGGUACGUAGGAUUAUACCAUAUGAGUAAAAGAAUAGAUAUGUCUUAUGCAUUUUUUUAAUGAAAAUUAAAUUAAUUUUAAGGACAUCGUCAAUAAGUGAAAGAGACGUAUUCUGAUUAAGUGUUCUUUUUACAGAGCGUGAUUUGCGCAUGCAGCCGGCAAUCUGAGGUAACCGCGUUAUUAGAGAAUUAUACUGCGUUAUGAUUGGUUUUGCUACCACACCUAAUUAAUCGUAUGCAAAUGGAAAUGCAUUUCCUAAUUUCCGUGGACGGUAUGAGUUAGCUCAUCUACGGUAAAUUGGUUAAUUGUGUACAUAUUAAUGAUCAAGCCCCAAACGACUUGAACUUCUAAAACACCCGCCCUAUGACGAAACUACAACGGGUCUGUUUCCAUAAGACGAAUAUGCGAUCACUGGAACAAGAAAGUUUCUGGCCCACCAUUUCGGAUUCUUACUCCAACCCAUCAUCACAAAUAGUCGCAGAUAAGGUUAAUGGUCGAGAAAAGGUGCGGUGCAGCACGACUCUGUGUCUGUUUAUCGAAACAACCAGUAAAGGUAAAGUCACGUUCGUCUGACACCUUGGAGCAGUACCGCCGAGCCCGGAAGGCGUGCUAGAACGACCCGGAAGAAUAUGUGGAAUUUCCAAUAUGAGUAAUGGGCGGUCAGAAAAAUGAAUGUAAUGCCCACUGCGGGUUAUUAAUGAAGAUAAAAAGUUAAAACCGGAUUACAAUUCUGAUUUCGUGCUUGGCAUUUAUAAGAAGGUUUAAGUCAACGGCAGCGGAAAUUGAGAAAAAGGGAAGAAACAAGAUGGAAAAUAGAGGAUGGUACGGUGAAGGAGCACUACGAGUCUAGACCGAAGAAGUGUCCAUGACAUCAGCACAUGACGACCUCGCGAGUUCUGCGCUUGAUGUUGAACGUCUUUAUCUACUGAGAGACAACCAUGACGGCGAACGUUAUGGUCACCUAGUGAAAAGAUCCACACAGGUGAGGAGACAGGAGCAACUGUUGGACAGAGCCAAAUAACCUAAAAUUAUUUGGCGGACUCAAAAAAUGUCGGCGGAAAAUUCAAAAAGAUUAAUUAAAUAUGGUUGUAAAUUUCACCAACAUCUUGCAUAAUUCUAUAAUGAUCCAUUUACCUCCGGGUGUCUUCUUUUGAAUGAAAGUAUUUUCGAUUGCAUUAACCAACGAUGCUGGUAAAAUUAACUAUUUAGGCAGCAUUCAACUUUCUCUUUUACUCUCAAUGUUAUUAAAAGUUCAAAUGUAUUGCAUGCACAAAAAUUUAUGAAACUAUUAAUUCCUUUACCUAUGCGCUAGAAAAUUGCGUCUGCUUUUAAUUGUAUAUUCGAAAAACGAGUACGAUGCGAUUGUGAUAAGCUUCUGUUUGUGAGAUUUUUUUAUACCGUGAGGUGGACGUUCAUACAACGUUAUGAAUCUGCAUUUACUAAUGUGGGAUGUAAAGUUGACAAUAUUCGUCAAAUUCACGGCUUAAUUUGGUGAGGCGCAUAUAAUAUCCUUUUAAUACCCUAGGAAAAUAUAGGGAGUUUCGUACACGAAAAUAACACGGCUUGCGCACUUGAAACCCCGCAUGCAAUUAUAACAGUAAGUGGGGUUCAAUAAUAUUCGGAAUUAUAAAAGUUUUUAAAACCGAAUUAUACACUUCCGUCGAAUAUACAGUUGGAUGAGGGCGUAAUUUGCCAACGAAUUAGCAAAGAAUGAAUACUUCUACACAUUGUUUUCAUGAAUUAUGACUGAAUUUUCGUGGGCAUCGAGCAUCAAAGAUAAAAUUGUAUGAUACCAAAGUAAUCGUUUUUUGCUGGAAGUAAUUCGUGCAUGCAGUCGUUCAGAAGAAGGUAUCCUGAGGUAUCUGAUUCAUCCUUGGAUUUUGCUGCAUGAUCAUUCUUUUUGUGACCACUCAAUUAAUCUUUUCAAAACGGAAAUGCAUUUCCGAAUUGCAGUUGACGUUUCAUGACUAAGUUCACCUUGUCUAACAUAUCUAUUUGGAUUCCGUCGAGUCUGGGAUCAGGUUCAGUAAAGAUUCCGACGCGGACUUUGUUCUGUCGCUGAGCCUUGUUUCGUUGAUAGCCGAGACACGGUUGUAUUACUGCUUUGAUAUCCUUGUGCAUCCCAGAAGCGACAAUGCGGUCGAAAAUCGUCUUAUCGGUAGCUCCGAUCUAAGCAUGGUGUAGAAUAUGCAGAGAGAACGAAAAAAUGCCAAGAGCGACUCAGAUCCCAAUUGAGUAGGACUGCCUAAAGCCAACAUUGAAGGCUUAUCCACUAUCCUUUCUGGAGGACCGCAUUACCCCUUAGUUGGCAGUCUUGUCAGUCAUGGAUUUCGGCCCGCUUGUACCAAUUAUAAAGCAUCGCUCCUCAUUUGCGCACACAGAACUGUUCAAUAAUCGUUGCUAACGACGAUGUCCACAGCAGGUUGAAAGCAGCAACAGUGACUUGCGUUUGAGUUCCUUUAUAAUGGAAGUGAAACUGGCUUGGAAUUAACCGCAAUCUCUUCUCCACACUCGACCUGUGAUCGGUGUAACAAAAGUAUCACAAAGACCGCAGGUGAAAGAGGACGCAGGCGGUUGUUAGGACGAUUAUUUGCAUCCGGAUGUGUAAACACAUCCGGGGUUUUCACAAAAAUGAUGCGGUCUCGUAGGAAAUGCAGACUUUUAGCACGUAUUUGGGACACGUGCACCUGAUGCUUAAAUAAAUAUGAAUAUGCAGUCCCACCUUCUUGCUGCGAAGACUAAGGGCAUGGGAUUGCUGAAACGGCCUGGUGACGGGUUGCGUUUCCCAUACAGUUACACCCUCGGUCAAUGCGCUGUAAGAUCACUAUUAGUUUGGAUUGGACGUAAUGUCGACAAUUCAGAGAAUAACAUGUUGAGAUGGAACAUCUUUGGUUUCCUUUACUCCUAUUUGAAAACUGUAAGUCGAGGCGUCGAGUAAAGCUUGUUUGACUGAAAUGAAAUAGUGUAUAUGAGAACAGCAUAUGUAGGUAUUCUGAAGCUCCUAACCCAAGUUACCAUUCUUACGCUUUGUCAUAGGUCAUAGUACGAGAAUAUCCAAUGAAAGUGCAGUUUUUUGGAGGCAGAUUAUGAUCAGGUUUAAUGAAAACGUGCCUGCAGGAAACAGACCAUGCGAAUCUUGUUGUUUUUUACGUAAACAAAUUGAUUUCGACAUUUUUUACCAUUGGAAAGCUAAUCUUCAAGCCAAGGGAAAAGUGAUUCGUAAACACCAGCAUAAAAGAUUUAUUUGAAUGGGUUCAGUACUCCAGGGCAUAGUUGUGGCUUCGGAAUAUGUAGUCAAGACUUCAGGUUCAUCGCUUCAACAAGUAGUUGUCCGGAUUGAAAUUUAGGCAGCAUCUCUCAUUCUAUGACUGACUAGUUACACGGCCUUUCGAAGGGUGACGACCCAGCCUAUAUUCCGCUCUUUAUGAAUUCCAUCUGGCCUUACUGUUUUGUCACGUCUCCUAUGACUACACUUAGCCUGGUGUACGUUGACAAUACUCCGGCGCCUGAUAUACAGGUCUUGAGCAGCACUGGGCAGUCCUUAACUUGUUUCUGACCUCCUUUUUCUUUUUUUCGGUUUAAAUCCUGAUAAUUGGAUGAUGGCAGAAUUUUUAGGAUUGAAAAUAUAAUCAUCAAGCUUAGUAAAGAAGCAGUUCGUAAAUAUCACUAUAUCGCAUUUAUUUUGAUGGACGAUUUACGAUAUGAUUCAAUACGCCAAGGUAUGGUAGGAGCGUGCGCUUCAGAUUUAUUAAGAAAUAUCCGGUCAACGUCUCAGGAUCGUCGAUUUAAAUGUGUGUAUAGGUCCAAUUAUUUUAAUUAAAGUAAAAAUGUAUUGUAAACUUUGAUGGGAGUUUCGGUGAUUGCCACUUUUCUUCUGAUCAUUUUUCAAACGCGUGUUCUUCGAGAGGUCACUCAUCCAAGAGAAGACCAAAAUUAGGCUCUUAGGUUUUUUGCGUCUCCUAUGCCCAGAUUUGGCAAUUCAUGGACUUGUAGCCUUGUGUGCGCUGACAGUACUCCGGCAGCGUGUUCCUGUCUGGAGAACGUCCAGCUGAUCCCACUGGGUACGCAGGUAUUAAGCAUGGCUGGGCAGUCCUUCUCGUGUUUACGGCCACCUCAUUUUCUUGUCGAUUAAACUCCUGGUCAUUUGCUGAUGGCUAAAUUUUUAGGAUUGCAUAUGCAAUCAUCAGCCAAGGAGAAGAAAAGUUCGUGAUAAUGAGUAUAUUUAGAGUAAUUUGGGAGGGCAUGUUUAAGGCAUGAGUUAAUACUCCUAGGGAUGGAAGGAGCGUGCGUUUCUGAUUUAUUAAGAAAUAUGCCGUCGAUGUUUUAGGUGCGUUACUCCAAACGUGGGUGUCUAGAUCAACUAUUUUGAUAAGAGACAAAUUAUAUUGUAUAUUUUGAUGGGGCACUUGAUGACGGCCACUUUGCUUCUGUUUAUUUUUCAAAAGGCUGUUUUGGCGAGAGGUCACCAACCCUGGUAAUACCAAUAUCUGUCAAUUUGGAAUGCGUUAUGCUUAUCGCGAAAAUUGUGCAAUUUGACUUAGAGACAGUUAAAGGUUGUAUGUUUAAUUCAUGAACAACCGAUAAGCGGUAUACGUCGCAUGAAUCGUAAAGAUGAAACAGAGCAGAUUAAACAAAUGUAUUAAGAGCACAUUUGACGUGACAAUAGUGGCCAAUUUCUCAGUGUGGAUGAUAGGGCUGCUUAGUGAAUUUUGUGCUUGUAAGAAUUUUUUUUCGGGUGUUGUCCUAUCAGUUAUAAAACACGAUUUUGACUGAAACGGUAAAUUGCGUGACAAAGAAAUUGGCAUGCCGAUAGCAGUAGCUGGAUGCAUAUUCCCUUAUUAAUCACUUACAGCCCCUUUACUUUUUUUGUAAACAUUUGUCAAGAGAACUAAAACAACUAAAACCACUUACACCAACAGAUCCCCUAACAACAAUUUACCAUUAAAUAUGACGUGGAAGGAAACAUCUUUGGGCAGAAGUCUACAUUUGCCAUGAGAUUUCAGAAAUCAUUUUCUAAGAUUUGUGGAGUUGAUUCAUGUUAGGGGUUUACGAAAAAGAUUUGUUGGAGCGCUUAUAUGGUAGGUUUACAUGAAAUAUUACCAGCGUAUUCUCUAUACAUAUGUUUUUUUUCUUAUUUUUCUUGGACCUCAUCGGAAGCAGUCUUAAAUCUCGCUAGAUGCAUUCGCUGAUGCUGGUAAGAGACGUGAACAAUUACCGUCUAAUCGUGUCUGAAACGUAAGCGGCAUUUCGCUUAAUAGCAGGAAGCGUACUUUCGGUAUGUUCUUAGCUUAACUCUCGACCUAAUCUUAAGCUGAAUCCCAAUCUCACGGGAAUUAGACGUAUGUUAUGCACGAUACGGCUGGCGAGAGAGGUCGCGGAGCCGUGCAUGCAUUUAACCGACCUUUGCUCGCUGUACACGUGGAGGAGCUUGUACCAGAUUCUUCUGUGCGUAUGAGACCGGCUUUCAUAGCUUUAUGACGGUGACCUUUUUUGUGCUGCCAGACGCUGUCCGAGUAACUUACAUCAAUUUGGUGAGACAGUGCAAGUAAGACGGGAAAUUCCUCUGUGGUCUAAACUUUGCCUGGGAACAAUCAUGUGUGCGGCGAUUGCACCAUUUAGGCUUUUUACUUCACCCUUUAUCAACUGUGUCAGAAUGUGUUUCUGUGUUCUUUGGAUAGACAUUUACUCAUGUAACUAAUGUAAACAUUUGUUUAGAAGCAAUUUUAGGAAUAACCAUUACUCCUAAUCCUGACAACUAACUAUAACUUCUAAUUCAAAGCCGUAGCCAUAGCCCCUAACCCUAACCCCUAACUUGCACCUCUACCCUCACUGUAUGGUAUCCAUCAGAUGGCGCUAGCAAACCACAUCUUACACAAACUAGACUUACAUUUUCGUUCAAAAUAGGGUUUGUUUAGAUUAUUCCCUAAAUUUAUAUUGCUUAAAUAGCAGAAGAAAGAGCUUGAUUAAGGUAUCGUCUCAGAAAAUCCAUCUCUACGCCCCGUACGAUAAUUGCAGUCGCAAUGUUUCCCCUAUGCGAUUGUCAGUGUCUCUAGUAAUUGCGUAGCCAAUCUCCAGUUGAUCAGUGCUCAGCUGACAUUUUGCUUUGUGACCGCCUCCAGCGGGCAGAAAUUUCGCUCCAAGGCAACAUUAAGUUUGAAGAGUCCUUAUUUUGUGUGUUUUGAGCGCCUUGAAUAGCAGAGUCGGAUGGGCGGGUGUAACUAGCUCUCUCAAGGGAUAUCCGCGCUGAACAGUCGGCGCCCAGCUGCAUUGACUGUCAGAGUCCCUGCGGCUGUGCUUUGCGCCAUCUCAGACGCUCUGACCUGCCAGAGAGGUCAAUCUUACAGUAAAAAUACCACGCGCAAAAGAAUACGAGUUGUUAUCGCCACCUUUGACUGCAGAAGAGACGCGCGUUUUGUAUCGUUUAAGACGGCCACGGUGUUCGUGAUGCAUACCAAAGCACCGCAGAUCACAAACUGUGCUAUAGCACACGCGUGCAUAAACUCAGCACUGAUCUAGCAUUCAUGAGUGCCUGUACACGUGACGGCGAAAAUUAGGGGAGCAGUCAGGUGUUCUCAAAUAUUCAAAUAUAUUCUACCCUAACGUACACCUUCCUUCUGUUUUAGCCGUCAUGGUCGUUACGAUCAGUAAGCAAUGUAAUUGAGUGGUGGCAAAAAUUGUGGAAUUCAUUUGCAACUAAAAACAGAUUAUGUACAGCAGGUGGAUCAACUCAUUUAAUAUCAACCGAAAUUCAGAAAUGCGUUUUCGUUUCGAGCAUAUUAAUUAAGAAGGACUGUAAAUUCUUUAUGAGAUCACUCCUGGCGGGAAGCUGGCUUUCGAACGAACAUCUUUCCGACCGCAUAUGACAACUACACGCCGUAAAAAUGACUACCUAAUAUCAUCAUUUAUUACAUGGAUUUUAUAUGCCCCUAUAAAUUCAAUAACAUGCCAUACAGUAUAUAUGUGUGAAUAUUUGUUCUUUUCCUCAUGCGGUAGAAAAUGACGUCUUCAUCCAACUUCGUUCUUAAAUGAAGGCUAUAACACGAUUAUAAUGAAUCCAUUGUUGUGAGGGUUUAGAAGCCGUGAAAUGGACGUUCACAAAACUUCAUGUCUCUGCAUUUACCAGUAUCACUUGUAAAGUCAAUCAUAUGUCUUCAAUCCAUUGCUUUAAUUUAUCAACCUCAUAUAGUCUCCCAAUAACACAGUAUAGAAAUUUAUAAUUUACGUAUGCGGAAAAAAUGUACAGCUUGCAGUUUGGAACCACUAAAUGCGUUCUUAACGGCAGGUCCACUUUAAAUUAUUCGGGGAACGGGAAGUAAUAAACACCGAAUUAGACCUUCGUUCGAGUGUUUAUAUAUAGAUCAAAUUAUACUCAUUUUUUGAAGAUUAAAUUUUUAUGCAUACGUAAUGUCCCACCGAAUAAAAAAAUCAUGUUUCGGUAAAUAUUUUUACUAAAUAUAAUUCUAUUUUUUUGCAUCGAAAGACUUGCCGAGGUGACCGAUUUAUUGAAAAGUUAUGUUGCAAUGAAUAAGAUUAACAGCACUUCUUAAGUAAUCUUUUUAAAAGACAUCGCAUAUCGGAAUUUCGGUUGAUAAUUCAUGAGCUAGCCAAUCUACUAUAUGCAGAAUAUUAAUAAUUGUCAUCCGCAGCCUAAUGCCACAUAUAUGUCAGGCAUGUUACGAUGGUGAUUUUUGACUUGGCUUCUUUGAUACUGCGUACAAAGAUCACACUUCGUAAAAGCUGAGUGUAUGCGUAAGCUAAAUUUUAAAACCUUUCCUGAUCACCUUUUAGCUUCAAAAUUAUCUUUAAGAAACUACGAUCAAAUGUACUUCUUCGCGCAGACAUUGAGUAGUCAUUUAGUUCUUCUUCAAAUAUCGUUCUCAAUGACGGGAAAAUGCAGACUUUAAGAACUUUCGCUUUCCCGAAUAGUUCCGAGUCCCAAAAAUUCCUUCAUCUGUUUUUCGAGCUUAUAGUCUUCAUAUUUUAUAGUCUCACUGUAAUAAAAUGCAUACACUUCCCAAUACAACGCAGGACUCGAAAGUUACUUCAGUGAAUGUGGACUAGGCCUUACACUUCUUGAGAAACAUUGAUGAAAUGGUCCUACAGAAACUACGUAGAGUGUUGUCAGAACGCUAAAAUUGGACCUAAUCCCCUCUUGUAAACAGAUGAUAUAAAGCGGCCAGAAUGAGUGGUUUGUUGUAUACAGAAUUAAGGGUUAUCAUCCCUGGUGGCAGAAGAUGUUGGCAAAAUGAGGGCCGGUGUUUUCUUCGCGAAGUCCUGCCUGAGAGUCCUAGAAACAGUGGUAGCAGCCAAUUUUGUAGGUUCGGUGUUUGUUGCACUCGCUGAGGUGUGGUGUUUAUGUGGUUCAUGUUGUGGUGGCAGGAGAAAGAUGCGUUAAAGUGGCCGCAUGGGCCGCUGCGAUCAUGUGAGCGCAGUGCGCUCCGAGGUAAAGUCGGUCGUGUGUCUUCAGGUCAGCGUGCAUGGAAAGGAUCGCUUUGAGGUAGUGCGGCCUUAACACAAGUUUACCGGACAUAGCCAUGACGGUUGUCGGCAAUACCGUAACGGAUAUUACUUGACAGCAUGUGCUAAAAGCCUGAAAUGUUAUGGUUACACACAUUAUGCAAACCAAAUAUAUACCUCUCUUGUAACAUCAGAAUUGAAAAGGAUGCGUUAAUGUAUACCUUUAUGCGUGCCUUGAAGGAAACGCAUUUAAAUUUACAACGAUAUCAAAUAUCAGUAAAUCUCUUUUGCACUUUUUCAAUUGUCACUUUUGCCGACUGCGGCCUUUACAUAUUAUGAAUUACAGGGGUCAUUGAUAGCGAAAAUCCUGUCGUAACUGAAGUAACCUGGCAUUUGUGCAACUUAGUUAUCCGCUAUACUAAAAACGUAUAAAGAAAGUUUUUAUAAAAAUGGAACGGAAUAUGUCAGCUGCUAAAUGUAUGAAGAAAGGAUUUCUAGUAAAAGUACAAAGUGUUGAUGAUCCUGUUCAAGUUUUUACACAGAUAUAUCGGGAAAGUGCUCGUUGUUAUUUGGCAAGAUUUUUAAGCGAACGUUCAGACUGCGGGAACAUGCAUAUUUAAUAUAAUGUGUGCAUUGCCUGAUUCGUUGGUGUAUCAAAGAUUGAGCUUUGGUUACCAUUAGCAUUAAGUGGUUCGUAGUAGUUCCUCCUAUGCUUCAUCCUCUCUCCCUGUAAAUUUAUAAAUGGUCUCGCAAUCCAAUUUUGUCAACGUCUGUCGGACAGAUAUAGGAAGUACAUGAACCGCAUAUACAAUCCUGCAAUAUAGCCAAUCUAUCACAACAUAACAGGGAUCUUUCAACUCCGAAAGUGAUUCUGCUUUCAUCGCAGAAGCCAUAUGUCAGAGACACCAACGACGAAAUCUCGAGUUCAAACAAAUUGAUGCCCACAGUAAUGGUUUCCUUCUCUCCCAUAUGCACAUUAUACCGAUUUUGAGCGUAUGGAAACGGUUCCUCUGAACUCCGAUGCCAACUGUACAAAUUGCAUUCUCUCUAGUAACGUUCGCCGGGAAUUUCGGUUUAGACAAUAGCAUGAUUGUUGGCAGCAUUCUAAAGAGUAUUUUAUUUGCUGCACUCUACUAAAGAUACGCGUAUCUACACCACUAAGAAGAGUGAUUUACUAUUUAAUUCUAACAUUUGACCCUUAAGAGAACUUAUUUGAACAGCUGCCGAUCGAAAGUUAACUGUUAGCGUUUCCCUAUGUCAUUCAUAUUUGGACAGCUCACACAUCACUAGGCCUAUAAAACGUGACAUACAUGGGUUUUUAUUUCAAAGUGCUAGGCUGUCAUGCGACCAUAAAUAUACUGUACCAGUGCUUCUUCGACGGGAGCACAAUGACAGAACACAUACUCAACACUAUCCUUGAUGUCAGUAGAGAAAACAUUCACAUGCUAUUCAUCAGGGUACUUUUCAGCGGUUGCUAACCGGGAAGGUGUUUCUGCUCAAAGCAAUACUGCUGCGGAUAGCAUAUCAUAAAUUAAUGUAAGCGAAAAAGCAUGCCGUUCGUAUUAAUUUUAUUCUAUACUUAAUAACAUUUUCCUUUAGGUAUAGGACACCAAACUCUAUUCCUCAUUAGAAGGUUAAGUUAAAUAUAACCCACUCUGCAUUUAGGAGAGACAAAACCAAACUACGUCCAUUUGUCGCUAACAAGAUGAUAAAGCAGUAAGGAGUUGGUGUUUAAUGUAGAGGGAAAUCAAGCUUGUUAACUGGAAUUUAUAUUCGUUCUGUUUAUACUUUAAAGGCCCAUAUGGGUAAUUGUUAAUAUUCGGAGACAUGUUCGACAAAAGUAAUUUGUUGACAUUCAGUCGCCGCAUCAGCACAGAUUGCCGUAGCCGACUUCAUAGUCGUUCAGUCACUACAAAGCUUUCGAAUUUUCUAUAACUGCACAUAUCUUUUCCUGGGCUUCCGAGGAUCUCUUUUACGCAAUUAGCAGGAGAAUAUGGCUAAACAACCAAAAAAACAUUCUUACUUUACACCGAAUCGCUAUUGUAAAAUUUUGAAGUUUAGUCUGCUAUGCUUUAUGCUUUCGCUAUCCUUCUGAAGCACUGCUGUUUUGCGUAUAAUCGCUAAUAAAAUUUAUCCUUAUUUCACGAUGUAUGCUUCAAGUACUGUCUACGAUUUUUCUAGACAGAUACAUAUUUCGAAACAAACAUUAAUUUAUUUUCAGAAGAAAUUGUGCCACACUGAAAUUACUGGAAGAUUGACCCUUGAAGCAGAUGUUAUUUAUAAAGUGGCCAUUGGUAACAUAGGAAGUAAACUUACUGGUUGAUAAUCAUUCAUUUUACCUAACCAUUACUAGUUAAAUAAAGAGGACUUUGAGUCAAACAAUGAUAAAACGUGUCUCAAGAGCCUUAUGCAAAUACUUUAUUAUCUAAACGCAGCUGAAGGAUAUAAUGUGGGAUUUAACAAGAGUGACAAUGUUAAAUGAUGGGAAGUGACUAGAUUUUGCAGUGCACUGGUUUGAGGGGAAUAGACCUCAUGGACAUCACCGGUUUCUUCCUUUGUGUAGCAUUUUUGGUCGGUUUGGAUUCAGAAAUUUUUGCGCGGCUGUUAGAAAGUCUGCGUGAUGUAUUUUGGUAACGCCUAUGAUGUUUGGCCCAUACGUUGACGUAUUCCAGUUUGUUAUUUCGAAAAAAACUCGACUUUUAGCCGGCCCAAUUUCAUAGCUUUUCGUACCACCCUAAAUGAAGUCGAGAUUUACAAUACGUGUAACCUAUUUUAUAAUAAACCAUAUGAACUUCAAUGUAAGGCAUCUACUUCAGAGAAAAGUAUACCUGAUUCCGAGUGCAUAUGACACUAUUCCAGACGACAUCACAGGAGUAGGCCCUAGAACGCUUAUACAGUACGGGCCAGGGCGGUUGACAAUUAUAAACACGUGUACUGUCAGGAAGGCUGGCGUUAUAAGAUGGUCUGAUGCAUUUACAUUCUCCUUCUGUCAUAAUAAGCGAAUAAAUUUGGUUGGUGAGGUGUGCAGAAACAGUGCCGACUUGAAUAAUAUCGUUAUCGCGCGGGCAAUUCUCAACGUCUGCAGGGCAAUGAAUUUAAUUUCAUUAGAAUAAUGCGUUCGGGUCGAAGAUAAGAGUCGACAGCUGUAUUAAUACUGUCUGCUAGAUUCUUAUCAAUUAUUUCCUAUAAAAAUUGUUUGUCGCCGCAUUUACACACAACUAUAAAACUUAGUAGAUCAGACAGGGAGUAACUUCGCACUACUUAUGUCAAACAGUACAUAGCAGCUCUAUCGAGAUAGAAUCCCAACAAUAUGAGGAUUCUGGAAAAAGUCUGGUUUUAGUUGGACGACUUAGGAACAAUUUUACGGAAAAGAAAUAAUUAAAUACAUAGUAAGAAAACGUGUGUGCUAUUUAGCCUGAAACUUGACAAAUUUGAUCGCAACAAGACAAUGACACCUCGUGCAAAACAGACGUUUGGAUAUCUAUAUGUUCAUUCAAAUCAGUAGUUUAAUUGCCAUCAAUGAAUUUCUAGGUUACAAUAAGAGCAAACAGGCAUUAACAUAGGUAAAACAUACGAGGUAGUGAAGAACAGGCGUAGUGCCCAUUGACAAAGCAUAACAUGAGCAGCAGAACUCUGCAUGGCAUGUUGCAUUGACGUAUGCACAAACUAAUGUCACUGUACAUUAGGGUAGGACAAAUAUCUUUGACAGGAAAAGUGUAAACCAAUCAAAAUAACUAAAAAUCACCUAAACUCGCGAUAGCAUAGCAUUAGGUUGAAAAUCACGAAAAAAUUUAAUUAUGGGAUAUAUAAUCAUAAUUGACUUUCGGAAGUAAAAAUUUGUCAUAAGUACAAGGGAGCCUAAAUAUAAAUUUGAAUCAAACUGCAUCUUGUGCGGUAGCUUUUAAAAAUCUGCCUUCAAGUCCAUUUCUUUGCAGAAGCAAAUAAAGGUCUGGAGGGAGAUUAUUACGCUGUGCACGCACACAAAUGCAAUACCUUCUUCCUUUUAGUUCAUGCAUGUUUUUCCUCAGUAUUUUGUAAAUGACGGCUAGUAAUUUGUACAUUUUAAGUUAAGUUUCAGGAAAAUAUUAAAGGAGCUGUUGGAAAUUUACUAAACGCUUUUCGGAAUAUUUAGGCUUUGCACAAACUAAUGCGUUCGUUAUUCGGUUCACUAGUACGUACAUUAGUAACUAGUAGAUUUUCGAUAAUGAGCUCAAGCAUGCUUAUUUUAACACCCGGCAUGGCGUUUUUGCCUUUUAUAUAUCCCUUACUUAUUAAAAUAGUUCAUGUUAAAUAAACGUUUACAACUAUCUAUUGCACAUAGGCGAAUAAGGUUUUUCUAUAUUUUGACAGCCCAAAAUACUCGCUUUAUCUACUCGGGAGGGGGAUGAUUUUCGGUGAAAAGUUUUCGUUUGUUAUGAGCGAACAUCAGACACGAUAACUGAGCUACCAGUUACGCAAUUGUUUUCCAGAUAGAAUAUAACGAAUGUAAAACAGCUCGUGAUUAGCCAGCAUAGAAUAAGUCUCAUUGAUAUGAUUUUCAAAGCUUUCUUCCAUUUCGUGACAGGAUGUUUUCUGUUGUUCAUAGUUUUAAACGACAGAAACGGGUAACACUGUGUCCGAAGACAUGCUCAUCUGAGAGCUCUUCACAACUGUUCCUCAACGCUAAAAUAUCAUAAUUUAAGUAUGCCUGAAGGGUGUUUUUUUAAUUUACCUCUGUAUGGUUCGACAAAAGUUGAAAUUUGCAUCAAACGUCUAAGUCAUAAUUCUACAUUGACUUCAUCCCCAACAGAUGACAUCUUGAUUUUGCGAAAUGUGUCAGCAUGACGAGAUGUUACCUUUCAUAGCAUUAAUGCUAUCUGUACCGUUAACGUAAUGAGUAUUGAGACCAAGUUGAUCGUCGUUGCUACCGUGUGAUUCACAGCUGGACGAGAGCAGGAACUGGAAAUUGCAAUAGAGGCAGGUUUUAGUUUUAGCAUCUACCGCACCCUCGCCGUUUGCCUCGCCUGUAUCCGGUAUCAUUAAAAAGGUAAGAUGAACGGAGGUGGUGGAGGACGCUGAUAGUUGAAAGGGGCAAACCAUCAGCUAGAUGUACCACCAUAUCAGCUGGUCAGUAACAUAUUUUGACAGGAAUUUUACACAAGAAAUACAAUAUGAGGAUCGGCAUGGGCCCCGAUUGGCGCGGCAUGCGUCUGCAGCUAGGCCUGAGAACAAAACCUCAAUGUUGAUAACUUUAAUGUGUGUCCAUGACAUGCAGGUGCACAUUUCCGAUACACCCGCCGGACGUCGAUCUAGACACAUUUUAUUAUACUGCAUCUACGGCGAUCAUUUUAGGGACACACACUGCAAUUAGAACAGAAACACUCUGUGUUUAACCUCAUUUAUUGGGAAAUACAAAGUACACAGCAACUAAAUGUAUGUUGUCUCAUGUUGCGUUAACUUUGAUGUUGAAAUACAGGGAGUGAGUAAUCUCGCGAAACUUUAGUUGUAAUUCUAAAUGCGUUUUCGUGUAGGCAGGAGCACCCAGGGCGGUUGCAAAAUUGAUUAGCUUGCGGCAUAAUCCAUGCAAAGUUAACUAAUUUGCUGAAAUACGUCUUGGAUUACCAAGGCUUUUGUUAAAACUGUAUGUUUAAUAAUCAUGCAGCACGUUUGUUUAUUGACAUUGGUGUGGGGGCUAUUUCUGACCGAUUUUAUUUGAGAGUUAGUAGGAUACCUGUCGGAUUAGAAUAUGUGUUCAAUCUUUAGACAUUUUAUGAUUGAAAAAAUGUCCAUUUAUACAGACACAUAUCAAUCCAUACAAUAAUGCUGCUUUGGAGAGCCCGACAUGAUCUAUAUUUACUGUAAAAUUUUAGAAACCCUAUCUGAGUAUUCCUCAAAAACAUAAUAUCUGCUUAGAAAAUUAUCUAAUUGCUGGAUUUUUAAAUAACUCGAAAUGGCAGUUCAUAAAUUGGCAUGUCUAUACAUUUACCAAUGCAGUUUGUAAUGUUAAUAAUAUGGCUUAAAUCCACUGUUAAAUUGUACUAACACUAUUUGCCCCACUUAAUUAUCAUAUGGAAAUGUGCGGUUAUCCGUUCGGUGAAAAUAUACGGCUUGUAGUUUGGAAAAUCUGAAUCCAAGUGUAAGAAUAGAGCGGGUUCAAAAUGAUUUUGGAACCUGAAAGGUAUUUGAAAACCGAAUUAUGCUCUUGCUUCGAGUAUAGUAUUGGAGCUAGACGUGGUUUACUACGGUAUCGGCAAAAAAAUUGAUAUUGUUCCUAUAUGUUUACCAUGGAAUAAAAUUAGACUGUUAGGGGCACCGAAAGUCUAUGAGAAAAAUUAAUGCAAACUGUGUUGUCAUUUUAUGUCAUUUUGUGCAUAGUAUACAUUUGCAUGCAAACAGAUGGAAGUUCAUUCGGAAGGAGGUACUUAGCUGUAAUUAAAGUAUUAUAAAAUAAUGUUGCAAACUGACUAGUUUAACAACCCUAAUUAAUUCAUCUUUUCGAAUUGAAAAUGCAUUCGGAAUUUAUGUCGACAUUUCAUGAGUGGCCUCACCUACAGUAGAUCAUGCGUUGCAUAGCUUAAAGGACAAAAUAACAAAGUUUUUAUUUUGUGCUCUCACUAAACUUUAUCAAACCCUUCAGGAGCAGACCGUCUGCGAAGACAUGAUGGGUAAGAUUCAGUUAAAAAUAUGCUGGUUAGUGACCGUUUUUUUGACGAACACGGCUCUAAGAUAUUAUCACUCAACAUUAACUCUCAACGUCAACAAGAAAAUUGCUGGCGGGUACUCAGGAACCUUAACACCUCGUUAAUUCUAAUCUUUAAAAAUGAUUUACAGCUUAAUACGAAUCCCGUUGACGUAUUUCGAAAUCCGCAUGAUAACUCUAUCUGAGAGGUGCUUCUUAAUUUCCCUCUGAAUGGUUCAAACGAAGCUGGAAUAUUGAUCAUGAGUCAGAAGUCAGAAUUGUGUAAUACCUUCACGUUGUCUUUAUCGGCAAUAGAUUCAAACCGCAACAUGCGUCAUCUUUACUCUGCGAAAAUCGUAUGCAUCAGGAGAUUUUACCUUCCAUAUAUUCUAUGCUAAUCCUACUGCAAAUGCGCUGAGUAUUGUGACCGAUUCCCCCGCCACUGACGACGAUGUUCAGCGUGUGAUCCACAGCAGGAUGAGUACAGGAACAGUAACUAGCAUUUGAGGCAGUUUUUAGUUUUAGAAUGCUACUGCAGGAUCUACCGCAGCCUCGACUUCCGCCAACUUGGAACCGAUGUUACCAAAGAGGCAAGAUGACCGGCGGUGGCAGAGGACGCAGAUAGUUGACAGGACAAAAACUCCACCUAGACGUACCACCACAGCUGCUGGUCAAUAAGUUACUCACCGGUAUUUUACACAAGAUCUAUAAUAUGAGGAACGGCACGGAUCACGAUUUUCGCGGCAUGUGCCUGCAGCUAGGCCUGAUAACAGGACUUCAAUAUUGAUAACUAGAGUGUGUGGCCAUGACAUACACGUGCACAUUUCCGAAAACACCCAUCGGACUCCGAUCUAGAAAAAUUUUGGUCAUUUUAGAGGCAAAUAUUAACUAUUUGCAAAACAUUCUCAAUUAUUUUAGACCCAUGGCCCACUGAAAAUCUGUCUUAAUUAAGGCCAAGGACAAAUUUUGCCUUUCUAUAUUAUACGCCAUCAAAAAGAGACCUUCAGUAAAAAUUAUUCAAAUGUAAGAUUUUGCAGAUUAUAACAGAACAAGUUUCUUGACAAUAUUAUUAGUGGGGAAAUAUGAAGUAGUCAGCAACUGGAUCGGUGGAGUCGCAUAUAAUGUUAAGUUCGAUGUUGAGAUACAGUGAGUGACCGUUCUCAUGAAAUGUGGACCGAAUUUCCGAAAUGCGUUUUCAAUUAGGAAGGAUUACUAUGUAGCGGUUGCAAUGUUGAUUUUAUAGCGACAUAAUACAUGAAAUGUUAACUAAUAUGCUGAAAUGUGUGUUUGCUUAGCAAGGUUUUGUUGUUAUCACAGCAUGUUUAACUAGCAUGCAGCGGAGAUUUACCAGGUUUCAAUCAUGCUACGGUACUGACAUUUGAAUUGGACUCAUUUUGACCGAGUUUGGUACAACGGUUGCUUAAUAAGUGCUUACUCCAAGGAAUGUUGGGUUUUUCUUUACAAUAAAUGUGCAGUAUUUUAAUACUGUGAAAGGCCCAUUCAUACAGUAUCGUAGUUAACACUUAGUAAUUCCACUCAUGAAAUAUUGGGCAUUCUUCGUGAAAUUUUAUAAACCGUAUUUGACAUCAAUGCUGACCUACGGUAUUGAGUUUCCAAUACGUUGUUUACUCCUUAAUGAUUAAUUUCGGGUCAAAUAUUCAUAUCAACUUUAGUUCUGAAUAGUUAACUCAAAGUUCGCACGUUAAUGUCUUCGAAAUUUAAAGCAAGGUAAGUUGCUUUUAUUUCCGAUAUAUCUGUAUUUGUCAGACUAAUCUUUUGCAUCUAAAUGAAAUUUGCAUGUCCCAUAUUAUCCUCUGGAAAUCGUAGAAAAUACCAUUCAACUAUUUCCAACCUAAUGUUCCUGCUUUUUACUCAUAUGCAAACAAGAUUUACUCACUUGUACUAAAGCUUUAGGGCUUUAGAAAUAAUAAAGCAAUUAAGUUAAAAUUGCGCUUCAUCUUUUAAAAGUAUCAUAUGUUUCGUGAAUAAAGUAGUUGUAUUAUUACAGGAUAUGUAAAUAAAUCACAAGGAAUGCAAUAUCCAAUUACAUAAGCGUGCCAACAUCGAACUAUACUUUGCAUAGGAAUUCUAAUAUUUAGGUCCUUGGAGUCAACAAUUGUUUGAGCAUUUCAUGGCCAGUUUAAGUGGGGCAUUUAUAUACCCUCUUAGAAUUCUCCGUCUACGAUGACAGUUUGGAUCAGGAACUGUAAGCUUUUACUGGAUUGACAAUGACGAACGCUGGAAAUUGACCACAUUAUGCAAUGCGCAGUUUCGAGCAAAGUAGACCUUCUUGCAUGAAAUGUUGAAGUAUGUCUCUGAGUAUCAGUGGCUACUUGAUGGAAUUGUAAUUUCAACAUCGUCCAGUCACGCAGGGAUGCUGACAUUUGAAUGGGAGUAUUUACGACUGAGUUGAGUAAAAUGACCGCAUAAUUGGUUUAUACCUUGGUGGAGGUUGCGCUUUUACCUUAAGAUAGAUAUAAGGUAUUUUGAAAGCUACUAUAUGUCUAUCCAUACAGUAUCGUAACCAUCCAAUUGAAUACGACCUCUCAAAGUCCUUAAUUAUUCAAGCAUUGCAUGGCGAGUUGAGUUGACGCAUUUUGACACUUUCUUGGAAUUCUUCAUUAUUUAUUCACGCCUAGGGUUUGCGAAGGCAGCUUACACGAGGGACUGUUUCCACCGUAAACUGCUCCCCUAUUUCUUCACAUAAUAGAAGGAUCCCGCCAAGACUAAUUAUAAUAUACUGACAACCAGUGAGGAGUUGUCAGCCGUGGAAAAUUAGAUCAAGUUAGCCCAAGUAUAGCAACGCAUAUGGACACCGGCCUACUCAGGAAAAAUGCCUUAGUAGUGAAUGAGAUGAAGUUCACUUUCCCAUAAAAUCGCCUCAUCGACGGGCAGGCGUGAUUGCGAAAUCAGUUUAAGUCUGCUUUCAUCGGAUUCUGUGAGAAAUAGUUUGUGCACAACCACUGAUAACACAUUUGGUCCCAGAUACAGGAGCAUUUAUGAGAUGCUAUCUGACUUCAUUCGUACUAGAAUGCAUUUUAAAUCGUUAAACAUUUCCAGAUUAAUAAAAUGUUUAUUCAUACGGAGGCAUAUCUGUCCAUUCAAAAACACUGCUCUUGAAUAGCACGACGUGAUCUAUGUUCAUAUUAAAAUAUAUGGAAACCUAUCUGAGAUUUCCUUAAUAACGUAAGUAAAUGUCUAAUUUUCUUGUAUGGAAGGCUUAAGGUAGGUGAAUAUUAGAUCCUUAGUAUUAGCACAACUGCAAUUUGGACAUAAGAUUUUGUUGUAACUUUAAGAAAACAGGAAAACAAAACCCUGCCGUUUGUCUAUGACGAAACACCUGUUAGAUAACGAUCAUGUUGUCAACACGAGAGCAUCUUUUCGAAUUCUUGUCCGAGCGCAUACAAGUCGAACCUUGCGUUAUUUGGAAGCAGCUUACAUACGGAGGUAGAAACCAGACCUGUGCAAGCAGUUAUAUCACGUGAUCAAUCUGCAAUUGCCCUGGUAAUCUCACGCCUCUAAUUUCCCCUGACUGUGAUUUGUUGUUAACAUUUCGUCUUCCUCAUUCCUAUAUGCCGCUUAUGUGGACGUCUUAUCUGAUUUUUCAUUGACUUGAACCUUGUCUUUGCUCUUAUGCACUGUUAUUCUGUAAAAAUUCCUAGUGCUGUGCGCUUUCAUUCGAUAGCAAUUUUAUGCAGAGACGGGCUGCAGUUGAAAAGCCGUCACGAAAUUUAUUGACCGCAAUAAAUUUUGUUGUACAUGCUUGUUUUCAAUUCAUACCGGGGAAAAAAUAUAAGGAAGACGUGAUUGUCUAUUGACUGUUUAAAGAAAGCAUAUUUUGUUUAUGGUUUCUAUAAAAUAUAUUUGAAUUUGCAAGACCAUCAAACAUCAAUGGGAAAAAGCAUGCUAAUUAUGUAGUCAUUUUUACCGAGCACGCUUUCUACAGGACAUUAAAAACAAGUGGAUUUAAAAGCCGACAUCCUGCAAAGUCCGAAAUGUUAUAAGAAUAUGCCUUAGGAUAAUCAGUUUUACAACCGCGACCAAGUAAUUCUUCCUAAUCGAAAACGCAUUUCAGAAUUUCAGCCAACAUUUCAUGAUAUCGGGCACUCACUGUACUUUAAUUCAUAAAUUAUUUCUCCAGGUUGAAUGGAUUGGAUGUGCUAAAGCACCUCAUAGUUGGCAUCGACUGUGCCAUUGAGUCCAUGGCACGGUAGUCCCUGUGAUACAUUCUCAUCUUUAAAAACUGCCAGCUUAUCCAGAGAGCGAAAAUCCAGCAGUGACUGUUUCAAGUACUCAUAUGCAACAUCGCCAAUGGUGAAACACAGAUUAGAACAUAACCCCACUUGUAGCGUAACAUUGCGUUUUUUUCUACCGACAAGACCGUCCGUUGAGUCUGAGCAAAUACUUAUGAUCUAAACCUAAUCUUCAAAUGGCAUUAAUCUGUACUUGAAGAAAAUGUUGAAAUCACAUUGAGAUAUGGUUGACUUGAGUAGACAUGAUUCCACGCAUGCAACAUGUAACGUCAGCAUCGUCGGUGGUUAACUUCAGUAAGUACUUUAUUAGGAGCAGCUAUGUGUGCACUCGGACAACCGAAAUUUAUUUUCGUUACGAGUCUGAAGCUGUGACAUUGCACACACUAGCAAGCACCUUUUUAUAUAUGGUUGAAGUACAUGCUCUCACUACGCCUUGGAUUAUCAAACAUUAUCUUUAAGCUUUUACAUCAAAUUAAACUGAAGUACUGAUGUCCGCAAAACUGACCUAUCAGCUUGCGUACCAUCUGUGUACUAAAGUAGAGCCACGAUAUAGAGACAACAUGUAUACCUGCCGAUCUAAAGAGAAAACGCUUCAUAUUUGUCCACGGACAAAUAAUUAGUCCAUUGCAGUUAAUAAAACUUCCGAUACCACUGUAAACUUAUAGGUGUGAUUGUUCACUAAUAAUUAUCAUGUUCAGGUUAAUCAAUUUUAGUAAACGUACUUUGCUCAACAGAACCAAAGAAAUGUUUGCCGAACUUCUGAAAUGUGUUUUUGAUUAGGAAGGAUUAAUUAGGUAGGGUUUAGUAAUUGACUAUCCACCGGCAGAAUCCUAAAGUAUUCUGGACUCUCCAAGAUGUAGGCUUUUGAAUAUACUUCGUUUUAACCUCUUGCAAAAACCACACUCAGUAAAAAAGGCUACUUAUUAGCGCGCAUGUUUACACUGAUUUUCGAUCUCUUAUACAAUCCAAAUAUAUUUUACAGAAAAUAUCUCAGAAAUGUGAGAUUUUUCUCGUUCGGCAUUAAUUAACAUUGAAUUUACAUUGUACAUCGCAAUAUUAGCAUAUUAAGGUUUCAGAAGUUUCUUAAUUCCCGAAUUUGUGUGAGUCUAAGCAGCCAUUACAUUAUAGUUCAUAGAAAUUUGCGGAGGAUCACUCAUCGCAGGGCAUUCAAUGCGGAUACGAUUGCAUUUUCUACCAAACGAGUAAAUGAAAGAAUAUUAUUCUGCCAUAUAGCUGCAAAGUAUGUUUGCAUUUAUAAGACCAUCAAAAAAUAAAUGGAGAAGGAUGCUUAAACCUACAUUGCAUUUUCCCGCGUUUUGUUUCUGUGGGAAGUUUACAUGACGUACAUUGAAAAGUUAACAUUUUGAGAAGUCUGAAAUACUAUUAAAUUAUGCGCCAUGACAAUCAAUCUGCAAUCCAAUAUAACUAAUUCUUACUGAAGUGAAACGCAUUGUAAAAUUCAGGCCACGAUUUUAUGAAAUCGUUCGUUCAUUGUUCACUUUCAGUUAUUCACCAACAGACCUAUACAUAAACAGAUGAUAUGGCAGAAUAAUCUGCAAAUGUUUGUUUAAGUGUUUACGCUGAACUUAAAUAACAGCGUUAAUAACUUUGAUCUGUACUAUCGCAAAUUUGACUCUUGAGAAUUGUCAUAUUAUUCAGAUACGACGCACGUUUGGACUCAAAUGUAAACUGUACAAGUUGGCAUGACGAUGAAUACAUUACUUAACCUUCUCAUUGAUUACAUUUGCUUCUUGAAAUUUUAACUUAACGUCCCAGCUAAAUAAAUUGUGCUGCCUGUUUAAUUAUUCAGCAGACAGAAUAUGCACACGGCAAAUUGUAACAAAAUACUGGCUUACUCAGUGAAUGAACCGGUUGUGUCCAGAAUUUAAAAAUACAUUAUCGUUUGAAGAUAAUGAGACAAUAGGAUGAGACGAUUUGCGGCAAAAAGGAGGAAAGACGGUUACUGCUAGUAAUUCGCCCUUCUGCAAUUUGUCAUGCUGCUUUAAAUUUUACAGAAAAGAAUAAACGACAGCGAUAUUUCUCAAUGCGAACAGAGUCCAUUAAACUUUCGUUCAGACGGUGCUGGUGAUCAUGUCGGUCAGCGUCGAACAGCCGCCGUCCCAUUUUUAGAUAAAGUGCAAAUCGCAAGGACAGAGAAGCGGAAUUGAUGUCAAAACUUCUUCCUGAAAAACAGGAUGUCAUUUACAUUCAACAUGCGUGGAAUGUCUGAGAAGCUACCCUGUAGACCAUAUUUCAUGGAAACAGUUGAAUCCGACCUGCAAAUAUAGGCUAGCCUUAUGCGAGACCAAAUAGAGCAUAGGACACACAGACAACAAAGACUUUCGAAAGUGCUGCAUGCCAAGUCUACAGACUGGCUGAGCGACGUGAGACGAUUUGCGCCAAAAAGGGAGAUUAACAGUAAUUUUUAAUAAUUUGCCAGUCGGCAAUAAGUGUUACCGCUUUAAAUUUUGUAGAAAUCAUCAAAGGACAACAACAUUGUUUAAUGCUUGCGGAGUUAACGAACUGUUCGGUCAGACAGUGCUGAUUAUCCCGUCUGUAAUAGCUUUCGGCUUAAGUCGUUUACAAAUACGGACAGCUGCUCUUCCAUUUUUUGUAUGAGGUGCAGAUCGCAAGGGCGGAGAAGCGGCAUAAAUGUCAAAACGCCUACCUGAAAACUGGAUAUCAUUCAAUCCCAAGUGUGUGGUGGAACAUGUGUGGAGUAUCCGAGAGGCAGCUCUAUCGAACAUAUUCCAUGGAAACUACUGAAUGUGACCUGCAAGCAUAGGCCAGGGCAUUGGACACACAAAAAACAAAGACUUUCCAAAGUGCUGCAUGCUAAGUCUACAGACUGGAUGACUGACGUGUAUGGUAUGGUAUCUGAUCAAGUCUCUCUGCAGGAUACCCAAUACGAGCUGCUUAGGUCAUUUAAAUCGAUGCUACACUGUUGGUUUUCAUACAUAAGUCAUAAGUACUCACAAUCAUUCUACGAAGAUCUUAAUAUGUCAUGAUCAGAUGUAGCCGUUACGGGGAGUGUUCAUGCAAUUCGGGUCAUUAUUUGUUUCUGGUUUAGCCUAGCCGACUAUUCUACCGUCUAUAUCAUCUCCACCGGUGAAUUUUUAAAGCUGGCAAUAAAACCUUCGGCACUAUAGACUGUAUUCCUAAAUGUAAAAUUGCUGGCAUGUCUUUUCAGAAAUCAUUUCAUGUUGAAGCUGCAGCACAAUUAUUUGAUUGGUUUUAUGCCAAGACAGAAAUAAAGAACACAGUAAAGAGUAACGAUUGUAAAUCCCAAUUCGCCUUCAUAUUACAUACGCACAGCUGCAGUUCCCCUGCACAUGCAACCUCUAGUUCACAGGCGACAUGUCAAAAAUAACUUGCUGGAAGCCGCAUUUGAUGCUAAUUGGUUCAGCUCAUUAAUGGUUUUUUUUCUCCACCGAAAAUCCGCAGGCCAUGGGGUGGUCCUUUUUCCCGGAGUGAUGCCUGCGUCUAUUCUGGAAAAAACAAUUCCAUCAAAAUGCAAUAUUCUUUCCUUUGACAGCUCACUCGAAAUGAUGUAAAAUUCAGCGACCGCAGAAAAGUUCAGAAGGUGAAAUUUCAUCAAAUCCGCUGUCCGAUACGGGAGUCCAAGCAACCUAGCCAGGCCAUCGUUUACCUGAACCCAGUUUAGGCAUGAUUUAGUUUUUGUUUUUAUUCAUCAAAAUAAAUUUGACAUAGAUUAUGCAAGUGCCUUUCAAACUUCUGUUUUGCUCGCGUAUUUUCAAUAAAAGCUAAAACGUUUCCUUUUAUACCGUUUCGGUUGACAUUGCAGCGUUAAAUUAAACGUUUACGUUUAAGUGAGGCAGCUUGCCUGUUAAACAGGGAUUGCCAUACUAUGAUAGCUAAAGCUUGUUUCAGCCCAGUCAGUCGUGAUCCAGAUUCCAUAAAUGAAUCAACAGCGCUUUAGGUAUAUACGUGUGGCACCACAAGGAGCAACUUUUUUCCAUAUAAUAAAUGCAUAAAAGUCUGGUCGCUGUCUCCUUUGAUACACUACAUAUCUUUGGGAAGUGUUGCUUUUAUCCGAAGCUAUUAGUCCAACAACGCAUAGAGUUUACUUAUUAUCCUUAAAAUAAACUUUUACGAAGCAGAUCAGAGAAUACCAAAAACAUAUUUGUAGCAGUUUAUCAGGCCAACGUCCAGGCACCAAAUAUGACAUACAAUAAAUACAACGCCAAACGCGUUUCAGAGCAGACCCAUUCUGCAUAGACCUAGUCGGUCGCUAUAUUUGUUUCCUUUCGAGCAUGCUUUGCAAUUAUACAGAGGAAACUUAUACAAAUUGUUAUAGGCCCCAGAUAUUUAAGGUGAGCAAGCAGUUCCAACAGCAGCAAAUGUGACUCGGCGGUUUUUGCCUUUCUGGAUAAAUGCGCAUAUAGAAUAAUUUAAACCGGCUUUUUCAAUUAAACGAUAAAAUAGCAUAUGAUAGGCAUAAAGAAAUACGAAUCAAAUUAAAAGUGUUUACCUUCAGAAGAACGUUGCAGUCAAUGCGUGAAAAAAAUAAGAGUACAUUCAAGUCUUACGAUUGCGGCUCCUUCAGUGUUAUUUAUAAGGAAGCAUGCACGAAGUACUGGGUGAGGCUGAAUAAUCAUUCGGAAUUGAGUUUUGCUGUUGUCUGUGUACGGAAGGUCUUCUGAAAAUUCGGGAGUCGCAUGCAUUCUAUUCAGUAAGAUAUCGGAAAUAAAGACGUUCCCUCCGGUACGUGGACAGAGUGGCCAGGCUUAUUAAGCGGACAUAAGAAAGUUACAUGUAGAAGUCAAUUUAGGUAUGCUUGUUAAAUGUUAAAAUACUGUUUAAUUAUAAAACAAAUCAACGUUCAUAUUCGUUUUGAGUAGGCGAAAAUGCGACAGAUGUGCAGUAGGUGGGCCAACUCGAGAUAUUGAAUAAUGCGACACGAUCGCCGGGACAAUAGCUUUUUUAGCCUGACGUUUCGGAUUCCUACUCGAAUACGUCAUCGAAGACAAAAAAACUUUUUAUCGAAAAUUGUUCAGCGUGCAGCGUAUUAUUCUUAUAAAUCAGUUAGUUUAGGAUGCCGUACGUUUGGGUGGAUAUUUUAAGCAUGAAAAGCAUAUACCCUGUAAAGAAUGACUACUUAUACAGCAUGCAUCUUACUUGUUGAUUGGUGAUACGCUUAAAAUGCAAUUAUAUUUAUGCAAAGCUUAAUUCAUAAUAUUCAUUAUUUUUCUUAUUUCGUAGGAACUUACACCUUCUUCAAAUCUUGUAUUCAAAAAGGACAUAAUCUGGUUUUUAAAGUUUUCAAAUUUGCGAUUCUUUAAUAUCGCCAAAUGUCCAUUUAUAAAAUUUAAUGUAGUUGCAUCUACCAAAUUGGCCUUUAAGGUCACCAAAAUGGCUCAAAUACACUGAUAAGUUUUAUGAUCCCCAUUUUUUCUUCCAAUACCGUGGAGAAACAUAUGGUUUUCUGCACGCAUCAUAUAAGAAUCUUGUAGUUUGGAGAUUAAAAAACGCAAGUGUAAGGGCUAAUCGUGUUAGAAAAAUAUUCGGGAAUUAGGAAAGUUUUAAAAUCCGAAUCAUCCGCUUUUUUCCAGUAAACAUUGAAAGAAAACAUAGUGUUCCAUCGAAUGAGCAAAGGACUUAAUAUUCGUAUAAUAUUUCGUAUGCAAUAUAAUUGAAUUAUUUUGGGCACGGAAAACCAAUGGGAAAAAUGUCUCCUUUUAAUGUAUUUACUUGAUACAGAGUGCGGCAUUUCUAUGCAACCGGACAAAACUUCGUUCGAAAGGCCGCAUCUUGGGGUAAUUAAAUUGAUGUAGACAUAUGCUGUAUGAUGACCAAGUGGUGAGGUACCUGACUAAUUUACCUUUGACAACUUACUCCCAUUUUCUUUGACCGGAUUGCUUGUUUGAAUGUGACAAGAAACGACACACAUGUACAACCCGCCUUGCUACCGUGUUCCGUGCUCUAUUGUUAAGUUUUCUUAACGUUCAAAUUAUCUAUAUUAUUCACUGUUCCGUUUUACUUGCUGCCUUUAAGGCUAGGGGCUAGUGAGAUAUAACUCGCUAGUUCGUGAGAACGUUACGUCUUACGACAUUGAUAACUCCCGCCGUUAACGCAGACUAUACCUUUCUGUCGUACUGCAUAAGAUUUAAGGUUUUUUUGUUUGUGAAUAUCUAUCCAAUUUGCAUUUACUUUCCUCACGAAUUCUGAUAUUUUGCCACCUCUCUCUAAUUAUGUCUCACUCCAAUCAACAACUUGAUGUCCCCGCCCAAUUUUACCUUGCCUUAAUUCCGGCAACACGCUCCAGAACUUUACUUCAUCCGCAUAGAAUCAGCCUUUUAUUCUGCCAUCCUUACCAAGGAACUAGCAAAAUACCACAAACUUGUGGAGGUCCUCCCCGCUAGUGUCAUCUCUCAAGUUCAGUCCUUGCUAGCUAAUCCUCCUGUUGAUGCUCCUUUCUCCAGGUUAAAGGCGGAAAUUCUACGACUUAAUUCUGUAUCUGACCGACAGCGGUAUCAUCAGUUAUUUAAGGAGGAGUCACUGGGUGAUCGGAAGCCUUCAGAGCAUCCACGUCGAAUGCGAUCUCUCUUUGGAGACAUGGAAGUAGACGAUAAACUUGUCAGGGACAUUUUCCUAGACGGUCUGCCCGCAGAUGUUCAGGCAAUCCUGGCUUCCGCCUCUGAAGACCUUACGGUCUCACAGCUGGCUGAGAUGGCGGAUCGAAUAAUAGAGGUUCAGCGAUUCCAGCCACCAUCCGUUGCCAGGAUCUCCUCAUCUUCAUCGUCAGUGAAUAAAAAUUUAUUGAAACAGGUUUCGGCCAUGGCGGAUGACAUGGCCUACCUUAAAAUACAGCUCGAACGCAUAGCUUCCUGUCGCUCACACAGCCGUCGUCGUUCUCGUUCGCGACCUCGGACUGCUGAUACUUGAUGGUAUCACACUAAUUUCGGCGUAAAGGCCCGUCAUUGUUCCUCACCCUGCUCUUUUAAACCGAAACAGGGAAACCAGUCAGCCAGAGAAUAGAUGCGACCGUUUUUUCUGGCUGUUCCGGCUCUGGUAGCACCUUCUAUGUUUCCGACACUGCGACUCGCAGACGUUUUCUUGUGGACACUGGAGCCCAAAUCAGUGUUGUUCCCCCAACUGCAGCUGAUCGUCGUUUCCCUAGCACUGGUCUUAUUCUUCAAGCUGUUAACUGUUCCCCGUUCCCACUUUUGACAGUCGUUCCUCACCCUGAACAUUUGCCUUCGUCGGUUAUUUGCCUGGACCUUUUUGAUUGUUGAUGUCCCUCAUGCAAUCCUCGGCUCGGACUUUCUUGCCGAGUUCGAACUCCUUGUUGACUGCCCACGUGCCCGUCUCCUCGACCGCACUACCGGUUUGUUUUUUCGUGGACUAAGUCUCUUUACUGCCCCCACCAACUUAUCUUUCUUGAAUACGGUUAUUGCUAGUCCUUUUCGGCAACUGGUGCUUAGUCAUCCCAAAAUAAUUAACCCACAGAUUCGCAGUGGUGAAGUUCAAAAUGAUGUUGUGCACCACAUUCGCACCUCAUGUCCUCCCCUGUUUGCUCGACCGAGACGACUAUCACCGGAGCGUUUUUAGGACGCAAAGGCGGAGUUUGAACACAUGCUGCAAUUGUGAAUAAUUCGACCUUCCGAGAGACCUUGGGCGUCUCCACUGCACGUGGUGCCCCAGGCAACAUCGGGCGACUGGUUAUCCAGUGGCGACUAUCGUGCCCUCAACAGCGCUACCAUUCCUGAUCGGUACCCCGUGCGUCAUCUUCAGAACUUUGCUGGAGCCCUUUUUGGCAAAGCAGUAUUCUCGAAGAUUGAUCUGGUGCGUGCUUUUCAUCAGAGUCCAGUCGCCACUGCGGACAUCCCUGAAACCGCCGUCACCACACACUUCGGUCUCUUUGAGUUCGUCCGCAUGCCGUUUGGUCUUCGCAAUGCCGCUCAAACGUUCCAAAGGUUCAUUGACCAUGUCUUGCGUGGCCUACCCUUUGUGUACGCCUACAUUGAUGACCUCUUAAUGGCCAGCCGGAAUGAAGAAGAACACAAAGAACACCUUUCCUUGGUGUUUGACCGCCUUGACAAGUUUGGCGUUGUCAUCAACCCCUCCAAGUGCGUGUUGGGUGUGCCUUCGCUGGAGUUCCUUGGUGACAAGUUCGAGUCUAAAUGUUUGCAUUCCCUCCCAUCCUAGGUUGAAGCAGUUCGUAAUUUUCCUCCUCCAACUUCCAAGCGUCAGUUACAGCGGUUCCUCGGCAUGGUCAAUUUUUACUGUCGGUUCCUACCAAACAGUGCUGACCUCAUGCUGCCGCUCACCAACAUGUUUUCUUGUCCCAAUGGUCCCCUCGAGCUAACUGGUGAAGUACUGACUGCUUUUGAGAGAAUCGAGAAUUCCCUUGCUGAUGCUACCUUACUCACACAUCCCGCUCCCGAAGCUCAGUUGUCUCUGAUGGAAGAUGAUUCGACCGUAGCCGUAAGUGCAGCCCUUCAACAACGCAUUGCUGGUUAG
This is a messenger RNA of Spirometra erinaceieuropaei, 33972 nucleotides long. The record is from the annotation of a GenBank genome assembly. Lineage: Eukaryota; Metazoa; Platyhelminthes; Cestoda; Diphyllobothriidea; Diphyllobothriidae.